AUGUUGGUCUCCCUUCCAUUUACCAGUAUUGAACCUUUUGAUUUCUGUCAGGGACAGGAGAUGUUUCUGCUCAUCCUCGCUGCUGGUGGCCUCCUGGGUGUUCUGCUAUUGAAUGCAGUCAUAGGUCGAAAACACCGGAGAUUGCCUCCAGGUUGCAAGGGCAUUCCGGGCCCACCAAGUCUACCUCUUCUCGGGAAUCUCCAUCAAAUUCCCAAGGACUAUCCAUGGCGCAAGUUCAAAGAAUGGUCGGAUAUUUAUGGGCCUAUUAUGCAAGUGAGGCUGGGCAGCCAGAGUGUGAUUGUCCUGUCCAACGAUGAGACGGUCAGAGAGCUUUUGGAGCGACGUGGUCAAAACUAUUCGUCGCGACCUCAAACUUACAUGGCAUGCGACGUUCUAUCUGGCAAUCUUCGGCCCCUGUUGAUGCCUUAUGGAGACCGUUGGAGGAGAGUCCGUAAAUUUAUUCAUCAAAUGACAAUGCCUACCAAAGCGUUGAGCUACCAACCUCGUCAAGAUCGCGAAUCGCGUAAACUGUUAUUCGAUCUAUUACACGAACCCCAAGAUUUUGCACGUCACUACUAUCGCUACGCCAGUGGUCUUAUCAUGGGUCUGACAUACGAUAAGCCGGUCGUGACAGGCAAGGAAGAAUAUGUAAGGAUGAUUGUGGAAGUUAAUGAUACCCUCGAACACACUGCAAAACCAGGGGCAUUUCUAGUCGAUUCUCUCCCACCGUUGAGAUAUAUACCUUCCUUUAUGGCACCUUUCAAGCGCCUGGGAAAGGCUGCCCACGAAUUCGAGCGCGGGCUUUUUAUGAACCUAUUGCGAGAAGUAGAGAAGAAACUGAAAUUUGGACUGCCCAUUGCUGAUUGUUUCGCCAAACAAUUUCUGAUUAAAGGAGACAAGAAAGAUUUGACCGACGACGAAGGUUCAUAUGUAUGCGGCACCAUGUUCGAAGCCGGCAGCGGCACAACCUCGGGCGCAUUGGAAAUUCUGACCAUGGCUCUCCUCCUCUUUCCCGAAGUUCAAGUCGAGGCUCAAAAUGAAUUGGAUGCUGUUUGUGGCGAUCGAAUACCUCAUUUCGGGGACGAAGAAAGUCUUCCGUAUAUCAAGGCCAUAACGAAAGAAGCCCUUAGAUGGCGUCCGAUUGUGACGCAAGGCAUAUUGCAUAUGACUGUCAAUGAUGACCGCUAUGGUGAUUACUUUAUUCCAGCAAACACUGCCGUACUUGGAAACCACUGGGCAAUUCACAUGGAUCCUGAAAUGUACCCCGAGCCUGAUAGAUUCAAUCCGAGACGCUUCAUCGAUUCGCCAUUUCCGACCGCCCGCGCAGUACAAGGAGUGGAGUAUGGCGCAAGUCGAGGACACUGGGCUUUUGGUUUCGGGCGCCGAGCUUGUCCAGGUCAGCAUAUCGGGGAAUUUAGCCUGUUUAUCCUGACAGCUCGGCUACUAUGGGCUUUCAAAUUCAAUAAAUAUGUGGAUGUUGAGGGACGUGUACACGAGCCUGAUCCCAUGGCAUUCACGACCGGUUUCAAUUCCAAACCACGAGAUUUCCCUGCAAUGAUCAUGCCGAGGAGUGACGCUCGGGCCGAGGCAGUCAAGAAAGCGUACCUGGAACAAUGGGAGAGGCCAGAAUAG
Exophiala bonariae is the source of this 1632-nucleotide messenger RNA. RefSeq lists its product as uncharacterized. Gene Ontology annotation, molecular function: monooxygenase activity; oxidoreductase activity, acting on paired donors, with incorporation or reduction of molecular oxygen; heme binding. Bases 1 to 1632 code for a protein of 543 amino acids. The record is from RefSeq and is a predicted model, not a curated record. NCBI's taxonomy places the organism in Eukaryota, Fungi, Ascomycota, Eurotiomycetes, Chaetothyriales, Herpotrichiellaceae. The transcript is spliced from 6 exons.